AUGUCGCGUCCCAAUAGUUUCGUUACAGAAUCCGGCUCUGAACAAGAGAUGGCUUCAGCCGAUCCUGAAGCUAUUGCCACUGGGACGUUCAAAUCCGUCUUUUGCAAUCUGAAGCAGCACGGCUUCAGAACAUCACAACUGAGAUUUUACGAUCUCCAAGGGUUAUUGUCCAAGUUUGUGGCAACCCAGCAGCAACUGAGCAUCUUGCUUGCACCACGCAACUUUUUCCUGAUCUUACACAAUGGUGGUUUGACUUGCAUACUCGAACUUGAGCCCUCCAUCGUGACCUCCCCCUUUACUCGUCCUGGACCACAUUACUACUUUCACUCUUUUGAGAAGACUCGCUAUCAACUCGAGAAGUCUGAAACUCGUGACUGA
Aureobasidium namibiae CBS 147.97 is the source of this 378-nucleotide messenger RNA. RefSeq lists its product as uncharacterized. NCBI's taxonomy places the organism in Eukaryota, Fungi, Ascomycota, Dothideomycetes, Dothideales, Saccotheciaceae. The transcript has 2 exons. The record is from RefSeq and is a predicted model, not a curated record. The coding region runs from base 1 to 378 and encodes 125 amino acids.